UCCAUGUCACCGAAUGUCUGCAGAUCUGCUAUGGUUUUCUGCAUGAGUGAACCGCCGUUUAUUAUGCCGUUCACGGCGGAGAAUGUGGUUCCCCAUGAUAUGCCUGCUGUGGUCAAAGGGACGGCCAGAGAUGAGAUCAGAAUUAUCGUCCAUUCGGUCGGCAUCGUUGUAACAAGGAAGAGUCGAAUUAUCCAAUCAUCACACUUAGCCAACGGAUUUUAACCUUCGGUUGUACAACUAUUAGCCAACAAUAUCCCCAGCAAACUAUGUCGGAUCAAGUCCUAAAUUCAUUAAAAGAAAAACAUCCACCCGCUCCUACAGACCUCAAUUUUCCUUCACCGCCCCCGGCUGGAUACCCUCAGGGCCUCAAGAAUUCUUAACAGAGGAAGUACAUGCUGUCAUGAAAUCUUUCCCCGCUGGCUCUGCUGCUGGGCCAGACGGAUUGAGAGCUCAGCACUUGAAGGAAUUGAUUGUAGUGCCUGGCGAAUGCGGCGAAUCGCUCUUAAUGCAUGUUCCCGCCAGGAACUAUGUAAAUCACAUUCAGCCACCGGAAUCGCCCAAUCCGGUUACCCAGGCUGCGCCUCUUCCGGUGGGAAGUAGCAGUCGAUUGGGGCCAUUCCACCGUAUGCACGCCGCUAGUCUGUCGCAUCCUGAGUCGCUUCCGCCGCCGGUCCGCAUGCCUCUUCCAUGGUCGGGAGGGAUUGAGCCCACUGCCCAACACGCCAACAUGCCGGUGAUUUAUUUCUCUCCGCCAGCUGGUCCUUCCAAUUCGAAUGGUGCAUUUGACACUGGUAAUCAUGCGGAAUUGAUGCCGGGCUUCAUGCAGAUGGGUAUGCCCAUGCCGCCCUUUCAACAAACAGUUUUCACCUUUCGUCGUCUUCUGUGCCUGAUGCGUCGCUUCCGGGGAUGCGGAUCACGGAUUCCGGACGGGCUACGUAUCAACAGUUGGCGUAAACCAAAGUUGACUUAUUUGAUACAAAUUCGGUUCCUUUUUGCACUACUUUUCUGUGGUUUUUUAUGCGUUCUGUUUUUCCACGUGAAUACGCGGUUUUGUUGUUGUUAAGUUUGUACGUUGGAAUCGCAUGCCUUUGAAAUUUGAAGUACUGUACUAAGUGUACUUAUUGUUGCGACCAAGUGCGAUU
Molecule: messenger RNA, 1142 nt
Organism: Paramacrobiotus metropolitanus
Lineage: Eukaryota; Metazoa; Tardigrada; Eutardigrada; Parachela; Macrobiotidae
Exons: 4
Coding region: 401-1063 (220 amino acids)
Source: RefSeq, a predicted model, not a curated record